AUGAUGUACCAUAAGCUUGCAUUUUGUAGUGUCUAUCUCCAUCUAAUUCUGCUGGGUGCUCGUGGAAGUUCUGCCCAGGAAAUGGCUGGAGAAACUCUGAAAAUGCAUAUAGAUCAUGAUCGUUUCGAUAAUCAGAAGAUGGAUGUUUUACGGCUCCACAGCAUGGAUAAGAAAGAAAAUGAUGCUCAUGAAGAGAUGCAUGCACACCAUAUUCAUGCUCAUUCAUCAUCACACAUGGAUCAUAUGGAUCCUUCAGUAAUUGUGUUCUUCCAGUUGGAUGAUUUAAAACAAGGAAAUUCAAUGCCAAUUCAUUUCCCAAGAAGAAAACCUAACUCCUCUCAUUUACUCUCCAAACAAGAAGCUGAUUCAAUUCCUUUUGCAUCACAAAAACUCCCAAAUCUUCUUGAAUUGUUCUCUUUUUCUCAAGAUUCACCACAAGCCCAAGCAAUGGAAAACACUCUAAGAGAAUGUGAAACAGAACCCAUUAAAGGAGAAACCAAAUUCUGUGCUACAUCCUUAGAAUCAAUGCUUGAUUUUAUACAGAAAAUCUUAGGAAUGGAAUCUCAAAUCAAAGUUUUAUCGACAACCCACCUCACAAAUUCCAAAACCCUUUUACAGAAAUAUACCAUAAUAAAAAUCCAAGAAAUUUCAGCCCCUAAAUCAGUUGCAUGCCAUACAAUGCCAUACCCAUACACAAUAUUCUACUGCCAUUAUCAAGAAAGUAGAAGCAGGGUUUUUAGGGUUUCUUUGGAUGGUGAAUAUGGGGAUAAAAGUGAAGCUAUUUCUGUAUGUCAUUUGGAUACUUCUCAGUGGAGUGAGAAUCAUGUGGCUUUUAGGGUUCUUGGUACCAAACCAGGGUCCUCCCCAGUGUGCCACUUCUUUCCUGCAGAUAAUUUUGUGUGGGUUCCAUCUACUACUACUACAAAUGCCAAAGCUUCUAUAUGA
This is a messenger RNA of Fraxinus pennsylvanica, 945 nucleotides long. NCBI's taxonomy places the organism in Eukaryota, Viridiplantae, Streptophyta, Magnoliopsida, Lamiales, Oleaceae. The record is from the annotation of a GenBank genome assembly.